This is a messenger RNA of Mus musculus (house mouse), 10261 nucleotides long. It is a transcript of the gene Zfp672, whose product is annotated as zinc finger protein 672. Lineage: Eukaryota; Metazoa; Chordata; Mammalia; Rodentia; Muridae. Gene Ontology annotation, cellular component: nucleoplasm; nucleus. The transcript is spliced from 4 exons. The coding region runs from base 7892 to 9298 and encodes 468 amino acids. The record is from RefSeq and is a predicted model, not a curated record.
UCCCGACACCUGCAGCGGGCGCCAUCUCUCCCGCUAAGUAGCCGGCCUCACGGGACGCCGGCUACCGCGUGAAUGCAGAGGAUCUCACUGUUAGCUCACUUUCCUAGAGUGGGAGGAGGAGGCUCGAACUUAGCCCAGUGAGCUCCCUGCUUCGUUCAUGGGUGGUCUGGAUACCAGUGCUAUGUGUGGCUUGCAAGACGGACCGAAGCCAUGGAUGGGAUGCAGGAUGGAUGCUUGCGUGGUACAAAUGUCUGACGGCCUCGGGGCCCCAGGCUUUUUUUCUGGAGAUGAAACACGUAUCCGGGCCCAAUUCUCUUCCCAUUGGGUUCUGUUGAACAUAGCCCGUGUUUAGUAAAUCGGUAAAGAGUCUGUUUAGUCAAGAGCUGCCUUCCUAUCUGUGAAGGAGUCUUUAGGUGUUUCUAGAGGCAUGAGAAUGGAGGAGGACGGGGUUCCACAGUCUGAAGUGAAAGGAAUUCCAGAGCUGGUCCCUGUUAGGGUCCAGGAGUCGCCCCACAAACCACAGGAAUAUCAAUCUCAGUCAGACAGGGAUAGUGUAUUGAAUGCACACCCCACGGUCGGUAGACAUAGCUUAGACUCUGGAACUGAAUGCUACUAUCAUGAACUUCGUUUCAGGGUCAGUUUAUAUAGGCAGAAACCCAUAAUGAACUCACAAGCAAUUGCGGGGAGGGCUUGUAGGGUUAUUGGCCUUUUUCCAAGUUGUGUGUGUGUGUGUUUAAAUAAUUUAGACAUAACAGUUCAAGUUGACUUCUAUCUUGCUUAGCUCUGAGUGAAGUCUGCAAUUGGGGAGUUUGCAAGAAGAACAGUCCUCAAAACAUGGUAACAAACCUCUGAACAUACCGGGAUAUAUGGUCAACAUGACCACGGUCUGAGCCAGACUAUUCUCUGGGUCAGCAGUCAGUCUAAUUUCAGUGGCAGCAGUAUGAGAUGGCACUCAUACUGGCAGGCGAGAAGCAAAAUGGCUACAGCUAUGCCAGGGAGGCAGUGCCAGGGGAACAGGCUUCAACUGUCUAUGCUGUAAGUCCAGUUUGUGUCUAGUUAGCAGUUACACUAAAAAGUAUUCUGUGGCUUGUCAAAGAACGAUAAGGAAGGCCGUGUAAACAGUGGUUCUCAACCUUCCUAGUCCUGCGACCCUUUAAAGUGCUGUCCCCCAACUGUAAAAUUAUUUUGUUUCUCCUCCAUAACUGUAAUUUUGCGACUGUUAUGAAUUAUAAUGUAAAUAUCUGAUAUUCAAGUAUGGUAUCAGGUAUAAUAUGUGACCCUCCCCCAAAGAGGUCACAACCUACAGGUUAAGAACUGGUAUAAAGGAUUGUACAGCUAGAUAUAGGAGCCAGUACAGUGGGGGAGAAAUAGGACUCCAACUAGAGAUGAACAAGGGGGAAAUUUGUAACCAAAGAUCAGUUUUGAGGGUUAGUGGAUGAGAAUGUGAUUCGAGGGAAAAAAAGGGUAAAGGGGUCUGGCUAAGCCAACCUAACUGGGUUCUUGCUGAAGACAAUCCUGGAAGGCUUGUGUCUAUAAUUGGGAGCCUGGCAUACAGAAUUGGCAGAGGGGUGGUCUUGGUAAACUCCCUUCACAAAGUCCUUCAUUAAAACUAGGUUUUACAAGAUAGUGUUUGGAUAGGCCUAGAAAAAGGUUCAGGCGCCUGACCAAAGUUAGACCAAAGAAUGUUUCUCCAAGACUAGGUAGGGCAUGAAGGCCCUGUCUUUCCUAAUGACUGCAUAGCAAGAUGUUUGGCUCUUGGCUUCCUGAGAAGGGUUCUCCUAAAGAGUAAGAAAUGCAUGCACUACCUUAAAGGGAUAAAGGAAGGAGACAAGUUUGUAGGCCCCUUUUAGGAAGUGCUCUAAGAAAAGGAAGUUGGGACUCUGUUAAUCCCAGGAGUUGCUCAGAAUAUCUAGUGCUUUCUCCUGGCAGUGUUGAACUUUCUCAGACAGUUGUUUCCAUGAAGCACGGGGACCUGGUCCUCCUAGGAACAAGACCACUGGUGCUAGAAACCCUGCGAGGAUUUAGUUACCUCUUAGUACAGGGUUUUGGAUGGAAACAUUAGGAACCAAGAGGUCCUCAGUUCCUAGUUCUCCCCUUCCAUUCUAACCCUGUGAGUAACUGCUUAAAGCCUGGGGAUUUAGUACACCGAUGGGGGUUUGCUUAGCAUGCCUGAGGCCCUUGAUCCAACCCCUUCUCCCAAUACACACACACCUUCAGAAGUGCAAUAUAAAAAGGUAUAGACCGAGGAGAUCAUUCAACAGUUAAAAGGCACCAUCUGCCAACUCAGACAGCCUGAGUUAGAUCGCUAGAACCCAAGAGUUGGAAGGAGCGGACUGACGGCUGUGAGUCAGCACACAUGCACAUACACACUGACUAAAAACAAAGAACAAGGGCAGUGGGACACACCUGUCAUCCCAUCACUUAGGGAGACUAAGGCAGGAAGAGUGUCACACUAGGCAACUGUGUGAUAACGUCUCCAAAACAGAGAAAGAAGUAAAAAUUUAAAAUGGAGUGUGCAAAUACAGUUCAGAACUUGUCUGUAUGUGCAAGGUCCUAGUAGGUUCUGAGUCCAGACUGUUGGGCUGCAAAAACUGGAAGUUUUAGUUUUAGAAUUCUUAUUUUUAGAUUUGUUCAUGUAUGAGUGUUUUGCCUGCUUGUAUGUAUGUGUACCACAUGCAUGUCUGGUGCUCUUAGAGGUUAAAGGGAGACAUAGAGUCUUCUAGAAUUAGAGUUAUGGAUGUUGUAAACCAUCAUGUGGGUGCUAAGUAUCAAAUCUAGGUUCUCUGCAAAAGCAAGUACUCUUUCCAUUAAGCCUUUUCUCCAAUCCCCCCAAAACUUACUUAUUACUAAUCUAUUUUAUUUGCUUUUUUUUGAGACAGGCUUUCAAUGUAUAGCUCUGGCUGUCCUGGAACUCGAGACCACCUCUCUCUACCCUCGAGUGCUUGGAUUAAAAGACUGAGCAAAACCACUAAAACAAAACAACCAAAACAAAAACAAAAACAAAACCUAGUUUUUAAUGAAGAUAGUUCAGUGUAUGUUGUAAGGAAAAUAAAAGAUGAAAACAAAGAUCUGGGUGAGAGGGGUAAGAGGCUCAGUGGAUAGAGGAGUUGCUAUACAAGCCUGCAACAACCUGAUUUGUUAUUUGAGAGGACCCAACUUCAAUUUCCAGCACACAGCCAUCUGUAUCUCCAGUUCUAAGGGAUCCAUCUCCCUCUUCUGGUCGCCUCAGGCACUGCCUGCAUGUGGAGCACAUACAUAUAUGCAUACUUUUUUUUUUAAUUAUUAAAAAAUUAACUUGUAAAAGCAUUAAAGACAGAGAGCAAAGCUGUGUCAGGCCAGAGGCAGAAAAAAGGACUCUGGAGGAAGAGCAGGAGCAGGCUGGGCCGUUUUGAGGUGGUUUCGCUGUACUGCAGGCCUAGAACUGCUGUGCCCCUCCUGCUUACCCUUGGUAAGCACUGGCAAUUACCUUAGUUUGGCAUUUACAUUUGUUUUUCCUGAUAUUACUAUCUUAUUAAUUUCAUCCUUAAAAACUAAGACCUAUCUUGAACUAGUAAAAUUUGUUUUCAAAAAUGUUGAUCUUUAAAUACCUUUCCAGCAUGUUAUAUCUUUGUACUAUACCAAAUCCAUGUAGCUUGCCUAUGUUUAAUUUACUGAUACCUCUUCAUAGUUAGUUUACCUACAAAAGGCUAAAAUGAAACAUCAGUCUUUCUGUUGGGAUAAGUGUUUCGCACCUUUAAGUUGGCCACACCCAGCCAGGUGGUGGUGGCGCACGCCUUUAAUCCCAGCACUCGGGAGGCAGAGGCAGGCGGAUUUCUGAGUAAGAGGGCCAGCCUGGUCUACAGAGUGAGUUCCAGGACAGCCAGGGCUACACAGAGAAACCCUGUCUCGGAAAACCAAAAAGAAAAAAAAGAGAGAAAGAGAGAGAGAUGGGUGUUUAUGUAUCAUUUUGAUGAUAUCUGCUUACAUAUAUAAGCAAAAAAGGUUUUGAAUAAUUUUAAUUAGGCAGUACCAUGUUCAGAGUGUCUUUUAAAAUCACUGGGCAGGUCCCAGGUUUAUAGUCACUAAUAAUUAAAGCAGCAUUAUUUUUAUUAUUUAAAAAUUAAAGAAGGCAACAAAGCUAAGUGGGAUAGGCCCGAUGCAUAAAUAUCUGGUUAAAUGAGCAAUUUCAGUUCUCAGGUGCUCACAAGAUCUGGGUUCUAAUUUUACUCUUAACUAUGCUUCAUUCUUGAAAAUAGUUGCUCAAAUGUAGCUGCUGUCAUGAUUGAGGUGUGAUCAUAAGUUGAAAAAUAAGUAUCUCUAGGAUAGGACCUAUGAGUCAGACACCAUCAAAUUUUUCUUUACUUGAAUGUCAGAGUUUAGCUCUGUGCGUUCCAUUUGAGAAUUGGCAGGUGAUGUAGUGACUGAAAGAGACAAGGAAGGUGUACAAAACAGAGUUUUCCAUUUCUGUUUUUCCUUACAACACAAUCCUUGAGCACCAGAUUUGUCGAUGUGUUUAAUGCCUUUCAAGCCAUAAGUCUUAGAAAUCUUGCAUGAAUUCCCUGCAAAUUAAGCAGAGUGCCUUAACAAAAAUGUAGUCAGCUGUCUGCUUUUCACUAAAUAUGUAAUUUGUCUCUGGAGUUCAGUUUAAUUUUUAUUUAUUUUGCUGUGUGUAUGUGUGUGCUCUAGUGCACAUGCACAUGUGAAGAUCGGAGGACAACUCUUAGAGGAUUUUCUGCUGGUACCUUGUGAGAGCUGGGAAUCAAACUCAGGCUGUGAGGUCUGUACACAAGAGCCUCUCCCCACUAAGAUAUCUUUACAGUCCUGAGGCUGUGUUUGUUUGUUUUGGUUUUUUCCGAGACAGGGUUUCUCUGUAUAGCCCUGGCUGUCCUGGAACUCACUCUGUAGACCAGGCUGGCCUCGAACUCAGAGAUCCACCUGCCUCUGCCUCCCAAGUGUUGGGAUUAAAGGUGUGCGCCACCACUGCCCGGCUGAGGCUAGGUUUUCUUUUGAGGCUAGAAGCCAUGAUAGGAUAAAAAUAAUAGACAAGGAGUUAUAUUUACUUUUAUGAUGAAAAUUGACAGGAAAAUAGAAAGCAAGGUUUGGAUCCUUCCAUAUCUCAUCUGCGUGUGCAACAUGGAGGGCCUAAAACCCAGCAGGCAAUGUGUGGAUUUGGAUUGAGGUGUGGAAAUGCCUUCAAUCAUCAGAUAAUGCCUAUCUUAAUUGCAGAGCAUGAUGGUCACACCUUUAGUCCUGACACGGGGAGGCAGAGGCAAGUGGAUCUCUGAAUUUGAAGUGAACAUACUAAAUUCCAGGCCAGCCAGGGCUACAUAGUGAGACCCUCUCUCAAAACAAAGCCUACCUGCUCUGCAAAUGACAGGUUAGCAGCUCAGUAAUCGCUGUCUUUUACUCAUGACCAGAACCAUCUGUAACAUCUGGCCAUGCCAGUUUCACUGUCUGCACCUAGAAGAUAACACCCUGGAAACCACCAUAAAGCUGAACCUAUGUGUAUAUACAAAUAUAUUUGUGUGACAUUUCAGUCUGUUGUCAUCUAAAAAGUAAACAACUGUGAAGUUGUUACAAAAUAAGUCACUCAGAAGGGAAGGGGGAUGGGAGGAGGAUCUUCGUGCAAAGGGUACUGGGAGGAGGGGGCUGAUAUUGUGAUGUAAAUUUUUAAAAGGUAACUUGAAGAUACUAUCAGUUCCCAGUAUGUAUUAUAAAGUCAAAUGAUUAAAUAUAUUUAUAUAUCUUACAAAAUUAAGUCAUACACAAACUUUUUUUUAAUGUUACUCUUUUAUUUCAAUAAUGGUCUUGACAGGUAGUUUCAUGUCUGUUGCUUUAGUAAAACACCCUGACAGAGCAACUAAAUGAAGCAAGACUAUUUUAGCUUCCAACUCUAGGUGAUAGUCCAUUACUAUAGAGGAGUCUCAGCAGCAGUACAGGUGCUUGCUCCACAUCCCAUAGUCAUGAACAAAGAGCUAAUGGGUGCUUGACGCUUGCUCUCUGUCGCCUCCCAACACUCAGAACAGUGCAGAACCUAAUCCAUGACAUGGUACCUCCCACAUUCGGAGUGGGCCUUCCACCUCACUUAACCCAAUCAUGAAAAUGUUAACCAUGGGUCAACUCAACCCAUAUAAUUCUCGUUGAGACUGUAUUCUCAGGUGUUUUGAUAUCCUUUCAAAUAGACAAAACUAACCAACACGGACUCAGGGUCUAUGCUGGCUGAAUUCCUGCUCCCACUGCGUCCAGCGAGUCUGCGUCCCACCGAUCUGUUUCGUGUGGUACUUGUAAAUAAACUCUGGGUCUCGGCUCGUCCAGCAAUCUGUCAAUUGAGCUACAUCCCCAGCAGGUUUACGGUUUUGAGUUGGGCGUUCUAUGCUGCAAGCGCUGGUUAGAAGCCCUUGCUCUGAAAGGUUGGGAGCCGUCUCCAUUCACACCGGAAGGCAUCUGGUCAGCAGAACAGGACUACCGCCGUCCCUGGCAAUGCUGGACAGGUCAUUAAUCUAUGGGGAAGAUUAAUCAAGACAGUGAGCAUCUGGUCUGGCCUCGCAGUUUAGAAAUACAUUAACAUGGCGACGGAUGGGUGCUACUGGUCUCCCUCGAGUGGUCUAUACGGCCCUGACUCAGCUCAAGGUGGCACUGGGCUCACAGCCCUUUGCUCUCAGUAGCAGAAGGGCCCACGCGUGGACACCCGAACGGAGAGACAGGUUAGCUAAACCUGCCCUGUGACACUGUGGGCACACCAUGUCAACUCCGCCCUCUGCCAGGGCAGGUCAAUAGUGCGCUUGCGCGGGCUAGAUGCCCCAGUAACCCUGCGGACAGAGUGGGCCAAUCAGCGUGCUGUCUCCUGGCCCCGCCCUGCACUGCGCCCGCCCCUUCCUCCGCGCCCUGAGGCCAGCGCUGUCCGCAACGCUUUGAGGUGAACGCGGCUCGGAGCGGCCCUCCGAAGACUGAAACUGUUAUGGUUUCCUGUAUUGAGUUAUCCCAGGCUGCAGGUACAGGCAACUUAAGUCCUCAAGGUCACACAAUUAGUCAUGGAAGAACUAGGAAUUGGAUGCUUGCCUUUCUGGAUCCUCUAAGCAGGUAAACGAGUUGUACUUAACUCUGGCUUCAAGAUGGAUAUCCUCUAUGACUCCUGACUUGAUCUUCUCAUCCUACCCAAGAAAUAUUGGUAUGGCAGAACAAACACCCAGAGAGAAGCUGACUGGAUUUGCCCAGUUGACUAAAUAAUAAUAAAUGUACUAAAUUGUGAUGAAUUUUGAUACUGACUUGCAGUUGUAAUAAAGUAUGCUUGAAAGCUAAAAAUAGUAAAGUAUUCAACAGUCAGGACCUGUUGCUCAUCCCAAACUAAAACAUAGUGGUUAUAUAACACUUCAAGACGCACUCUCAAAGUGAUGAUAUUUAGGAUAAUUUCUAUGUGUUCUAAGCAUUAUAAUUUUUUUUCCAGGUUUCUACCCCAGGCAUGGACCUAUUUGCUCAUAUAAUAGGGUGAGCUAAGGAAGAGAUGUGAAAAAGUCAAGCAGCAAGCUUGCACCCUACACUCAUGUCUGUUAUAGGAAGAGAUGGACUCUUUUUUUAUUUGCCUUUUAUAUGUACAUACUUGUUGUGUGUUUGGGUUACUUUCCUUGGGCAACUUCCUUAGGAAGCACUGGCCUAGGAGAGGGUGAGCACCCGGAAGCAUGGGCUGAGAGAUGACAGCCUCCCAAGACCUCAGCCAGAGCUGAACUUGGGGUGACCUCCCUACAGGGAUCACAGUAAUGAGCCCAGCUGUAGCCUGCUUUUUGAACAGCCAGACAUGUGCUCUUAAAAGAAGAAACCCAGGAAUCUGAAGAGCAGUUUUCAAACCACAGCCUUUCCCCUUUGCUGCUUUCCAGGCUUUAAAACUACAAAUUAUUGACUGGGAAAGGCAGACAUCAUGUUCACAGCACCUGGUAUGGCUACGACCCAGGAAAGACCUUAUUCCUGCAGUGUGUGUGGCAAGAGCUUUCAGUAUAGUGCAGUGCUGCUGCGGCACGAACGGGCCCAUGGUGGCGACAAGCGUUUCUGCUGUCUAGAGUGUGGUGAACGCUGUGCUCGAGCAGCAGACCUACGUGCACACAGGUGGACCCAUGCUGGCCAGACCCUCUAUAUCUGCAGCGAGUGUGGCCAGAGUUUCAGUCACAGUGGCCUGCUGGAUCUACACCUGGGAACGCACCGAAGGCGCAGCCGCACCCGUCCUUGCCGCCUCUGUGGCCGUCGCUUCCCUCAUGUCCCUGCGCUGCUGCUGCAUCGUGCUCGCCAGCACCCACCUGAGAAGCCCCACCGCUGCCCUCUGUGUGCCCGCUCUUUUCGGCAGAGCGCUCUUCCUUUCCACCUGGCACGAGCACACCCCCCUGAGAUCAUCACUGUCACCGCCCCUUCCCCCAGCACGCUCUACCACUGUACACAGUGCCCACGGGCCUUCCAUAGCAGUGCUGGGCUGCGGAACCAUUCCCGCAUCCAUGUGGUCCCCAGCCUCAGUGACCCUGGCACUGAGGCCCAUCUAUGUGGCAUAUGUGGUAAGAGCUUCAGCAAGAGUUCCACACUCACACGACACCUCCAGAGGCACUCUGGGGAAAAGCCUUUCAAGUGCCCUGAGUGUGGCAAGGGCUUCUUGGAGAGUGCCACACUUGUGCGGCACCAGCGAACACACACUGGGGAGAAGCCAUAUGCAUGUAGCGACUGUGGACGCUGUUUCAGCGAGAGCUCCACACUGCUGCGUCACCAGCGCAGCCAUCAGGGUGAAAGGCCGCACGUGUGUGCCACUUGUGGCAAGGGCUUUGGGCAGCGGUAUGAUCUAGUAGUGCACCAGCGUAGCCACACAGGGGAGAGGCCCUUCCCAUGCCCGCAGUGUGGCCGGGGCUUCACAGACCGCUCCGACCUCACCAAACACCUGCGCACACACACAGGGGAAAAGCCCUACCACUGUGAGUUGUGUGGCAAGCGAUUCACCUGCAUUUCCAACCUCAAUGUACAUUUGCGCAACCAUGCAGGCCAUAAACCACACAAGUGCCCAGAGUGCGGCAAGUCCUUUAGUGUUGCCUCCAAGCUUGCACUGCACAGAAAGACACACCUAGGUGAGCGGACAGCAGAGUGCACAGAGUGUGGCAAAUUCUUUAGCCAUGGCCGGUCGCUAUCACAGCACCAGCGGUCCCACAGAAGGGCUCGAGCAGCUGCAAUGGCAGCCACUACCACCACCACUGUAGUCACUGAGGUGACAAUAGGUCCUUCUCUCACUCUCACAGGACCAACAGAACAGGAGAAAUCAGGGCUCUUAGUAUCCCCAUUUCAGGAAACUUGCUAAGAGGGCUCCAGGAGAUAGCUGGGUGAACAGACUUUCAGUCCCAAGGAAAAGCUCAGAUGGUUUGGGAAGCCAGACCUGCUGUUGUUACAUUGUUGCUAGCCGUUCACCUAGCUUGCCUUGUCUCUAAAUGGAAAUCCCCACCAGUUCUUCUAUCAUCCAUCCUUGUAUUCCCCAACUCUGAGUACUAGGAGUCAGGGAACCGAUGUCACAGCCCUAUGCAAGACAAACCAGGUGCUUGUGCUCCGUUGCUGCCACUCUGCUCUGUUACGUGGGCUGAGCUCUACCUUUGCUGCCUGUUAAUCUCUACUGCUUUCUCUUGCUUGAGACAUAGUUGAAGAGGUAACAUACAGGCAGUAUAGGAGAGUGGAAUAGCUCCCUUCAUUAAAGGACCAAGAUCUGUGACAAGUUUCUCCCUUGCAGAGGUAACCAGAAUACGUGUAAGUAGGCAGUCUUCAGCCUGGCCAUCCAUAUGUCCUUUGACAAGAUGAUCUUAGGGCCCAACAAGAUGGUUAGACAGGUAAAGGUACCUGCAGACAACCUAAUUUGAUCCUUCGAAUCCACAUAUGUACUAUGGUACAUGUGCACACAUAAAGAAAUGUAGAAUUUUUUUCAGUAAAUGGCUCUUAGCACAGCUUUCUCCAAUCAGUUAGGAAAUGUUUGUCUUGGGAUGCAGAAGACUGUUUGGGUCCAUAAAGCCCAGUACUGUGUGAAACAAAAGAAUAUUUCCAGAUGAAACUUCAAGGCCCAAGAAAACAAGUUACCUGAAGUCCUGGGCAAGAGCAGGCUGUAAAGCCUGGAAUUGUUCAAUGACUGCUUAUAGCUGGUGAUAUUGUUACUUGCUUGGGUUUGUGACACCAAGAACCCCUUUGUCAAAAUGAGUUCCAAGUUCUCUUCCUUUUAGGUGGUGGUUUCUUCAUUGCUGUGACAAAUGCCUAAGAAAAUCAACUUAAAAGGUUUAUUUUG